This is a messenger RNA of Labeo rohita (rohu), 1278 nucleotides long. RefSeq lists its product as uncharacterized. Gene Ontology annotation, molecular function: phosphoric diester hydrolase activity. Lineage: Eukaryota; Metazoa; Chordata; Actinopteri; Cypriniformes; Cyprinidae. The record is from RefSeq and is a predicted model, not a curated record. Gene Ontology annotation, biological process: lipid metabolic process. The coding region runs from base 182 to 1084 and encodes 300 amino acids. The transcript has 4 exons.
UCCAACAAGCUCUGUGUACUCACUGAAAAAAAUAAAAAAGGUACAAAAACAGCAGCAGGUUUUUCGGCUAACCUGACUCUGCCUAGUUGGUUUUUUGUGCAUCGGCGUCACAGACCUCUUCUGGUUCAACGGUAAACCCAACUUGCACGUAAAGGAUCAGUGGCCAUUGAAAAGGCUCAUUAUGGAAAGCACCAGAGGACGCAUUUUGCAGCUAAUGGUGAUGGGCGUUUUGCUGGGCAUGACCGUCCCAGUACACAGGGCCAUCCAGACCCCUGACUAUGAUGACACCGCCACCCCUGAGAUCCUGAACCCUUCCUGGAUGGCUACCAUCCCUGACGUCUACUCCUUAUCAGACGUGACAAUGCCCGGCACACACAACACCAUGGCCCUCUACGGUGGCACACUGGCCGAAUGCAACUCCUGGUCCCUCGCCCUCCAGCUGCGAGCCGGAAUCCGCUUUCUGGAUAUCCGUGUUCGCCAUGUCAAUGGGAACCUGACCAUCCACCACGGCAUCUCGUAUCAGUAUGCCGACUUUGGGGAUGUGUUAAUGGACGUGGUGGAUUUCCUAAUGGAGUAUCCUUCGGAAACGGUGUUGAUGAGACUAAAAGAGGAGUUGAGUGAAACGCAGAAUAUUUACGAUUCAGUGGUUCGCUAUAUUAAUGAGCAUGCACAUUGGGACCUGCUGUGGAACAGUCGUGAGAUGCCCACAAUGGGAGAGGCGCGAGGAAAGCUGAUCAUACUGCAAGACUUCACCGGCCCUGACCUGGGAAUGAAGUACAACUCACUGGACAUUGCAGAUGACUGGAAGGUGGCCUCUCUGCAGCCGGAGGAUGUGGAGAAGAAAUGGACAAGUGUCUCCACUCAUCUGGAGGCGGCUGCGGUUGGUAACAAAAAUCAAAUGUUUCUCACCUUCAGCAGCGGUGCCAGUAUCCUGGCGCAUCCCAACGCCCUGGCCCAGCUAAUAAACCCCCGCCUGUACGAAUACCUGACAGGCUAUGUCGGUCAGACGAAACGGUUUGGUAUUGUAACAAUGGACUUUCCAGGGGCCAAGUUAGUGCAAACUAUUAUAGGCUUCAAUUAUUGAGAGACAACGGCAGGACGUCAAGACCAGUACACCUGGAACUCACCAAAAUACUUCAUUAAUUGACACAAAUCCCAGGUAUAACUAUAACUAAAAUUACCCAUACAUUUGAAUUUUCCAUAAUCAUGACAGAAGAAGUUUGAGCUUGCUGGCAAAUUUUGGAAUAUCUGACUUAAUAAAGCACUUUGACAAAUUUC